AUGAGUCAUACUACCUUUCAAGGGCCACUUCGCGGCGAAUACGUGAUCGCCGGCGCGCACGCGUCCACUGGGGGGGCGAUCCACUUCAAUUUUGGCGCUGAUGCCCCGCCGCGAUCUAUCCGACCCUUCUCGACCGUCCCCUUUCCACCGGAUCCCAAGUUUGUUGAGCGGACGGACAUCUUACUCUGGCUGCGAGAUCAAACGGCGCUGCCGGGCAGCCGGGCAGCGCUCGUCGGGCUCGGCGGCAUCGGGAAAUCACAGGUCGCGAUCCAUUACGCGCACGAAGUCCGACGGGCGUCACCAGAUACCUGGGUUUUCUGGGUGCAUGCGAGCUCCAGAGCCCGUUUCGAAGAGGCAUACCGAAACAUCGCCGAUAAACUGCAGCUUCCCGGACGAGAUGAUCCACAGCGCAACGUGCUCCAGCUGGUGCAUGCCUGGCUGUGCGACGAAGAAAACGGACCAUGGAUGAUGGUGCUCGACAACGCCGAUUCCGUUGAGGUGUUCUUUCCGAGCUGGGGCGCUCAUGGCUCACGCGACCAGCCGCUGGCGUCAUUCCUACCAAAGACCGGCUGCGGAUCGAUCAUCAUCACAUCCCGCAACACGGAUGCGGCAGAGAGGCUGGCCGGUCUGGAUGCCACCUACAACGUGCCGACGAUGGAGAAAAGCCAAGCCCUGCAGCUUCUCCAGAUCAGGCUCGGGGAGGAUGGGGCCGAGGACAAUGUGGCAAUGUCAGAUCUAGUUGAUGUUCUAAACUACAUGCCGCUUGCAAUAACCCAGGCGGCCGCCUUCAUCAACCGCCGGGCACCGCGAAUGUCAAUAUCCAAAUACCUAGACGAGUUCCGGAGGAGCGAUAAGAAGAGAGCAAACCUCCUCAACAGAGAUGCAGGUGACCUCCGUCGGGACGAGUCCGCCUCCAAUUCGAUCGUGACCACGUGGCAGAUCACUUUCGACCAGAUCCGUCACGAGAGACCAUCAGCUGCCAACCUACUCUCCUUCAUGAGCUUCUUCAAUUCGCAAGGAAUUCCCGAGUCUGUGCUCCGAGCUUACAUACAAGACCAGCUGGAAGGCGGCGAAGAUGAUUUUGAGGAGGACCUUGAGACCCUUCGCGGGUACUCAUUGGUGGCGGUGACAGCCGAUAAUGAAUCGUUCGAGAUGCAUGCCUUGGUGCAAUUUUGCACACGGCUGUGGCUGUCGUCUGAUAAGAUACAGCGGUGGAAGAGGGCGUUUUUGCGGGCGGUGGCGGACCAGUAUCCGACGGGGAAUUAUGAGAACUGGGUGAAGUGUCAGAGUUUGGAUCCUCAUAUCGAAGGGAUUAUUCAAGAAAAGCCAGAUGAUAGCAGAGACGUUUUAUGGUGGGCUAUGCUGCUUACGAAUAUAGGACGGUAUCGGCAAAUGAGGGGGAGAUACGAAGAGGCAGAGCAGAUGAACCGACGAGCUCUCGAGGGGAGGGAGAAGGUGCUGGGUAGAGAGCAUCCAGACACGCUCACGAGCAUCCACAAUCUUGGGUGGGUGUUGCGAUCCCAGGGAAAGUACGAAGAGGCAGAGCAGAUGAACCGACGAGCUCUCGAGGGGUGUGAGAAGGUGCUCGGUAGAGAGCAUCCACACACGCUCACGAGCGUCAGCAAUCUUGCAUCGGUGCUGCAAGACCAGGGAAAGUACAAAGAGGCAGAGCAGAUGCACCGACGAGCUCUUGAGGCGAGGGAGAAGGUGCUGGGUAGAGAGCAUCCAGACACGCUCACGAGCAUCCACAAUCUUGGGUGGGUGUUGCGAUCCCAGGGAAAGUACGAAGAGGCAGAGCAGAUGAACCGACGAGCUCUCGAGGGGCAUGAGAAGGGAAAGUACGAGGAGGCAGAGCAGAUGAACCGACGAGCUCUCGAGGGGUGUGAGAAGGUGCUCGGUAGAGAGCAUCCACACACGCUCACGAGCAUCUACAAUCUCGCUUACCUCCUCCACAGACAAGCCUGCUUCUCCGACGCUGGGCUCAUCGAGGUGCCGCUGGUCGUCCACCGCGCAGGCACUCGGUCCGCCAACAGUGCCAACCUCGACAACCAGAUCGCCACAUACCUCAACAUCUACUCCGACUCACAUGUCGGCACCAUCGUGGUCGCUGGGUCGCACGAUUGGCUCGAGGACAAGAAAAUACACCUUUUCAUUAAAAUCCUCCAGGUCACGCGUGGCCUGUCGAGAUACGGCGAAUCCUGCCCCGAGCUCACGCCGCGGAGCCGAGAUGCGAUGGGAACUCCACUCCUGGCCCAUCGCUGCUACUCAAGCGAGCGCUACCACGACUCCCUCCAGAAGAGGCCUGCGGGAUUCGGGAAGACAAUCCUCUGCGCCCGCGUCGUCAAACAUCUCUCGUCCAUCCCCGAGACGCUGUCGCCUAUUCUUAUUCUGACAUUCUACAUCGCCUUCGACACCUCCAUCUUCCCCGGCGAACGGCAUUGA
Messenger RNA from Fusarium keratoplasticum, 2442 nucleotides. RefSeq names its product NACHT domain-containing protein. Gene Ontology annotation, molecular function: protein binding. The transcript is spliced from 5 exons. Gene Ontology annotation, cellular component: kinesin complex. The record is from RefSeq and is a predicted model, not a curated record. NCBI's taxonomy places the organism in Eukaryota, Fungi, Ascomycota, Sordariomycetes, Hypocreales, Nectriaceae. Bases 1 to 2442 code for a protein of 813 amino acids.